AUGAGCCAAUCGUUGCCGACAAACCCCAUCUUGAGUUUGUCGUUCCGCAUGCUUCUUCGCCGAUUCGCUGCCGCCACCUCCCGCGCGUCUGUCGCUCGCUUCUCCUCGCGCGGUGGAGCUUCUCUCGUGAAGGAACUGGCGGAGCACGCUGAGUAUGAACAGUUGAUUGCUCGUCCGGACGCCAAGAGCGUCGUGUACUUCACGGCCGCAUGGUGCGGCCCGUGCAAGAUGAUCUCGCCCAUUUACGCGAACCUCAGCAACAAGAACGAGGACAUUUCAUUCGUCAAGGUCGACGUGGAUGAACUUGACCACACCGCCCACGUCGCUGGUGUCCGGUCGAUGCCCACCUUUCAAUUCUAUGCGAAUGGCAAACUCCAACAAUCGCUGGGGUUUUCCGGAGCCGACCCGACGCUGUUGGAAUCGAACGUCAACAAGUUGAAGACCUUGUAGCUCCAAAAGCGAAAAGGCUGACAUGAACACAGACGGGUUGUGGUGGGAAGGCGAGCUAUAGACCGAGUACAAGUACACAAUGCACUCGAAAACGCGUUGGAUGCGUGUACUUGACCUCAUCAAGAAAUAAACCUCUAGCUAUGACCAUGCCUUUGAACGUUCCUGCUGGUUAACUAAACUUGCGAAUUUGGCAGAGUAUGGCCGACUACUGUAGCA
Aphanomyces astaci is the source of this 666-nucleotide messenger RNA. RefSeq names its product thioredoxin. The coding region runs from base 1 to 450 and encodes 149 amino acids. Lineage: Eukaryota; Oomycota; Saprolegniomycetes; Saprolegniales; Verrucalvaceae. The transcript is spliced from 5 exons. The record is from RefSeq and is a predicted model, not a curated record.